GGGCCAAGGGCUCUUGUGAGACUCUUCCCACUUGGGGGGAAUUGAAGGACUGGUCUGGGCGAGGGAGAGUCGGGAGACAAAUAUAAACAGCUUCCUUCUGGCGGGAUGGGUGCCAUUGGGUUCCUGUGGCUGCUGCUGCCCCUGAAGCCGGUGUUUGCGGCGGCCUCAAGCUCCGGGACCGGGACUAGCCAGUUUGCGGGCUCACUCGCCGGGGGGCCGCCACUGCAGCCCCGGGAGCCGCUCAGCUAUUCUCGCCUGCAGAGGAAGAGCCUGGCGGUGGACUUCGUUGUGCCCUCGCUUUUCCGCGUCUACGCCAGAGACCUGCUGCUGCCACCGUCUUUCCUCUCAGAAAUGAGGGCUGGACGGCCUGAGGCGCGCGGCUCGCUGGCUCUAGACUGCGCCCCUCUAGUUAGGCUUCUGGGGCGGCCGCCCGGGAUAUCCUGGACUGCAGGCGCGGGCUCCCCGGCUCCAGCCCGGACACUGUCCAGGGUGCUGAAGGGCGGCUCGGUGCGUAAACUCCGGCGAGCCAAGCAGCUGGUGCUGGAGCUGGGCGAGGAGACAAUUAUUGAGGGGUGCGUAGGGCUCCCAGAGGAGGGGGCUGAGGGACUGCUCCAGUUCAACCUCAGCGAGCUGUUCAACUGGUGGAUUCUCCACGGCGAAGGGCGGCUGAGAAUCCGCCUGAUGCCCGAGAAGAAGGCGUUGGAAGUGGGCAGAGAGGGAAGACUCUCCGCUGCGAUCCGCGCCUCCCAGCCCCGCCUUCUCUUCCAGAUCAUUGAGACCGGUCACAGCUCCUUCGAGUCACCAACAAGCAUGCCUUCUCCUCAUCUUGAUUCUUUUGCAUGGAAUCUAACCUGGGUAAUGAAAGAUUCCUUCCCUUUCCUGUCUCACCGUAGUCGAUAUGGUCUGGAGUGCAGCUUCGACUUCCCCUGUGAGCUGGAGUAUUCCCCUCCUCUGCACGAACAUGGGAACCACAGCUGGUCCUGGCGCCAAGUCCCCUCUGAGGAGGCCUCCCAGAUGGACUUGUUGGAUGGGCCCGAGGCAGAGUACUCCAAGGAGAUGCCUAGAGGCUCCUUUCUCCUCCUCAAUACCUCAGCAAACUCCAAGCACACCAUCCUGAGCCCAUGGAUGCGGAGCAGCAGCGAGAACUGCACACUGGCCGUGGCGGUACACAGGCACCUGCAGCCCUCUGGGAGGUACGUGGCCCAGCUGCUGCCCCACAACGAGGCUGGACGAGAGAUCCUCCUGGUGCCCAGCCCAGGGAAGCAUGGUUGGACAGUGCUGCAGGGACGAAUUGGGCGCCCAGAGAACCCGUUCCGAGUGGCCCUGGAAUACAUCUCAAGUGGAAACCGAAGCCUAUCAGCAGUGGACUUCUUUGCCCUGAAGAACUGCAGCGAAGGAACAUCCCCAGCCUCCAAGAUGGCCUUGCAGAGUUCCUUCACUUGCUGGAAUGGGACAGUCCUUCAGCUCGGGCAGGCCUGCGACUUCCACCAGGACUGUGCCCAGGGAGAGGAUGAAGGCCAGCUGUGCAGUAACCUCCCUGCUGGUUUUUACUGUGACUUCGAGGAUGGCUUCUGUGGCUGGACCCAAGGCACACUCUUGACCCACACACCCCGGUGGCAGGUCAGAACCCUAAAGGAUGCCCGCGUCCAGGGAUACCAAGGCCAAUCCCUGUUGCUCAGCACCACUGAUGUCCCCAUGUCCGAAAGUGCUACAGUGACCAGCGCUACAUUCCCCGCACCCAUGAAGAACUCUCCAUGUGAGCUCCGAAUGUCCUGGCUCAUUCGUGGAGUCCUGAGGGGAAACAUAUCCUUGGUGCUGGUGGAGAACAAAACUGGGAAGGAAGAGGGCAGGAUGGUCUGGCAUGUUGCCACCAAUGAAGGCUUGAGCCUGUGGCAGUGGAUGGUGCUACCUCUCCUCAACGUGUCCGACAGGUUCUGGCUGCAGAUUGUCGCGUGGUGGGGACAAGGAUCCAGAGCCACUGUGGCAUUUGACAAUAUCUCCAUCAGCCUGGACUGCUACCUUACCAUCAGCGGGGAAGACAAGAUGCCACAGAAUACUGCACCCAAAUCAAGAAAUCUGUUUGAGAGAAACCCAAACAAGGAGCUGAAACCCUGGGAAAAUACACCAAGAGAGACUCAGAUCUUUGACCCUACAGUUCACUGGCUGUUCACCACGUGCGGGGCCAGCGGACCCCACGGCCCCACGCAGGCCCAGUGCAACAACGCCUACCGGAACUCCAACCUGAGCGUGAUGGUGGGGAGUGAGGGCCCCCUGAAGGGCAUCCAGAUCUGGAAGGUGCCAGCCACCAACACCUACAGCAUCUCAGGAUACGGAGCCGCUGGCGGGAAAGGCGGGAAGAACACCAUGAUGCGGUCCCAUGGUGUGUCCGUGCUGGGCAUCUUCAACCUGGAGAAGGACGACAUGCUGUACAUCCUGGUCGGGCAGCAGGGGGAGGAUGCCUGCCCCAGCACAAGUCAACUAAUCCAGAAAGUCUGUGUUGGCGAGAACAACGUGAUAGAGGAAGAAAUCCGUGUGAACAGAAGCGUGCAUGAGUGGGCCGGAGGAGGCGGUGGGGGGGGCGGAGCCACAUACGUAUUUAAGAUGAAGGAUGGAGUGCCAAUGCCCCUGAUCAUUGCAGCCGGCGGUGGCGGCAGAGCCUAUGGGGCCAAGACAGACACCUUCCAUCCAGAGAGGCUGGAGAAUAACUCCUCGGUUCUCGGGCUCAACGGCAAUUCCGGAGCCGCAGGUGGUGGAGGUGGCUGGAAUGAUAACACUUCCUUGCCCUGGUCUGGAAAAUCUUUGCUGGAGGGUGCUAUUGGAGGACAUUCCUGCCCCCAGGCCAUGAAGAAGUGGGGGUGGGAGACAAGAGGGGGUUUCGGAGGGGGUGGAGGGGGGUGCUCCUCAGGUGGAGGAGGCGGAGGAUAUAUAGGGGGCAACGCAGCCUCAAACAAUGACCCCGAAAUGGAUGGGGAGGAUGGGGUUUCCUUCAUCAGUCCUCUGGGCAUCCUGUACACCCCAGCUUUAAAAGUGAUGGAGGGCCACGGGGAGGUAAAUAUUAAGCAUUACCUAAACUGCAGUCACUGUGAGGUAGAUGAGUGCCACAUGGACCCUGAGAGCCACAAGGUCAUCUGCUUCUGUGACCACGGGACGGUGCUGGCUGAGGACGGUGUCUCCUGCAUCGUGUCACCUACCCCAGAGCCGCACCUACCGCUCUCGCUGAUCCUCUCUGUUGUGACCUCCGCCCUCGUGGCGGCCCUAGUCCUGGCUUUCUCCGGCAUCAUGAUCGUGUACCGCCGGAAGCACCAGGAACUGCAAGCCAUGCAGAUGGAGCUGCAGAGCCCCGAGUACAAGCUGAGCAAACUCCGCACCUCGACCAUCAUGACUGACUACAACCCCAACUACUGCUUUGCCGGCAAGAUCUCCUCCAUCAGUGACCUGAAGGAGGUGCCACGGAAAAACAUCACCCUCAUCCGGGGUCUGGGCCAUGGAGCAUUUGGGGAGGUGUACGAAGGCCAGGUGUCUGGAAUGCCCAACGACCCAGGCCCCCUGCAAGUGGCUGUCAAGACACUGCCAGAGGUGUGUUCAGAACAGGACGAACUGGAUUUCCUCAUGGAAGCUCUGAUCAUCAGCAAAUUCAACCACCAGAACAUCGUGCGCUGUAUCGGGGUGAGUCUUCAAGCCCUGCCCCGCUUUAUCUUGCUGGAGCUCAUGGCAGGAGGGGACCUCAAGUCUUUCCUUCGAGAGACCCGCCCUCGCCCGAAUCAGCCUUCCUCCCUGGCCAUGCUGGACCUGCUGCACGUGGCCCGCGACAUUGCCUGUGGCUGUCAGUAUUUAGAGGAAAACCACUUCAUCCACCGGGACAUUGCCGCCAGGAACUGCCUCUUGACCUGUCCAGGCCCUGGAAGAGUGGCCAAGAUUGGAGACUUUGGAAUGGCCCGAGACAUCUACAGAGCGAGCUACUACAGAAAAGGUGGAUGUGCAAUGCUUCCCGUUAAAUGGAUGCCCCCAGAGGCCUUCAUGGAAGGAAUAUUUACCUCUAAAACAGACACAUGGUCCUUUGGAGUGCUGCUAUGGGAAAUAUUUUCCCUGGGAUAUAUGCCAUACCCUAGCAAAAGCAACCAGGAAGUUCUGGAGUUCGUGACGAGUGGAGGACGGAUGGACCCACCUAAGAACUGCCCCGGGCCUGUAUACCGGAUAAUGACCCAGUGCUGGCAACAUCAGCCUGAAGACAGGCCCAACUUUGCCAUAAUUCUGGAGAGGAUUGAAUACUGCACCCAGGAUCCAGAUGUAAUCAAUACUGCGUUACCAAUAGAAUACGGUCCACUUAUGGAAGAGGAAGAGAAAGUGCCCAUGAGGCCCAAAGACCCUGAGGGGAUUCCUCCUCUCCUAGUGUCUCCUCAGCAAGCGAAAAGGGAAGGAGAGCACUGCCCGACCGCCCCACCUCCUCUGCCCAGCACCUCCUCGGGCAGAGCCGGGAAGAAGGCGGCCGGGGCCGAGGUCUGUGUCCGAGGCCCUCGAGGGCCGGCCGGGGAAGGGGGACACGUUAACAUGGCCUUCUCUCAGUCCAACCCACCGACAGAGGUGCACAAAGUCCAGGGAUCCCGAAACAAACCGACCAGCUUAUGGAACCCAACCUACGGCUCGUGGUUUGCAGAGAAGCCUGCCGCCAAAAAGAACGAUCCUGUAGCGGCGAGGAAGCAGCAGCGAGAGCAGGGAAAGGCGGGACGCGAGGGAGGCUGUACUGCGCCGCCCAGCGCUGCCGCCGGGAGACUGGCGGGCGCCUCCCUGCUGCUGGAACCGUCCUCGCUGACCGCCAGCAUCAAGGAGGUGCCUCUGUUCCGGCUGCGCCACUUCCCCUGCGGAAACGUCAACUACGGCUACCAGCAGCAGGGCCUGCCUUUGGAGGCCACCGCUGCCCCUGGAACAAGCAAUUACAAGGACUCCAUUCUGAAAAACAAGAACGUGACCCAACCGGGGCCCUGAGCCUGUUGCAUACUCAUUUCUCUUCCUUGGGAACCCUAAGCCUCAGGGCCUAGGUGAUGGUUCCUCUACUCACCAGAGACCAAACGUGAUUUUUCAUUCUGUGCCAACUUGUUUUGAAGUGCCACAUAAAACAGAUGUAUUUUCACGCCUUAGAAAGGUUUUGAGCAUGAGUUCAUCCUAUUCUUUCAAAAGAAGAAAAUAGACGAGUGUUAAACACGGGUGGAUUUGGUUGCGUAAGGCUUUUAUGCAUGGCUGUUGUAUACUUCCUUAUGCUUCUUUUCAAAUGUGUGUGCUCUGCUUCAAUGUAGUCAGAAUUAGCUGCUUCUGUGUUUCAUAGCUGGAGUCACAGAUGUCUCCUUAGCCUUGUUGAUGGUGGACCACUCGACCGGAGAGAAAGCGGAAAUAAAGGAGUUGUUUGUAAUGCUUCAGCAUGGGGAAAGGCAUUCUUUACGUGGAAAAGAAAAUUCAUAGACAACUAACUGAAACUUCACUCGGAUACUUUCAAUUGUGCUGAUUAAUCUGACAAUUGUGAACACGCGGUGAAUACUUUCGAGAAAAUGUGUAUACAUUCAUUUAAACAAAACGCAGACACCCAGAGUGCUUUGAGUAUGAUAAAACACCAGUAUAGAUCCAGAGAUUCAAGCAUCCUAUUAAUUAAUACCUCAUGCCUUAAAAAAUUAUCCUACUAAAAGUGCAAAACUGAGUGUGAGGUAUCCUACUGGAUUUAAAACCCAAUAUAUAAAUUAUUACUUACUUAUUUUAAAAGUUUCCAUUAAUUAAACUCUGAUCACUAAAACACAAAACAUUCAAGCAGCAAUGAUACAUGAAAGCAUAGAAACAUAUCCACUCAUGGGCAUAAGUGUUAAUAUAUUUUAAGCUAAAAACUGCCAACAGUUUCAGUCGUGAACCUACUAAACUGAAAGGUUUCUACUUGUAACGACAGACUGGGCCAGUAGACUAACAGGCACCCCAGUGAUCCUAUGGAGGUUCUAAUGCAGUCCCCCGCUGUUCUGGCACUCACCCAAGUUCUCUCUCCUUUAAUCAUGGGAUCCUAGGGUAUGUGCAAACACAAAUUUGCUGAAAUAUACAUAGCGUAAUUAUCACGGCUAUCAAAUGCAGAUUUAAA
Loxodonta africana (African savanna elephant) is the source of this 6109-nucleotide messenger RNA. It is a transcript of the gene ALK, whose product is annotated as ALK receptor tyrosine kinase. The transcript is spliced from 29 exons. Gene Ontology annotation, biological process: protein phosphorylation; positive regulation of kinase activity; regulation of neuron differentiation. Gene Ontology annotation, cellular component: plasma membrane; signaling receptor complex. The coding region runs from base 106 to 4983 and encodes 1625 amino acids. Gene Ontology annotation, molecular function: ATP binding; transmembrane receptor protein tyrosine kinase activity; protein binding. The record is from RefSeq and is a predicted model, not a curated record. Lineage: Eukaryota; Metazoa; Chordata; Mammalia; Proboscidea; Elephantidae.